Molecule: messenger RNA, 3216 nt
Organism: Mytilus californianus (California mussel)
Lineage: Eukaryota; Metazoa; Mollusca; Bivalvia; Mytilida; Mytilidae
Product: A disintegrin and metalloproteinase with thrombospondin motifs 6-like
Exons: 19
Coding region: 125-3130 (1001 amino acids)
Biological process (GO): proteolysis
Molecular function (GO): metalloendopeptidase activity
Source: RefSeq, a predicted model, not a curated record
GCGUAAUCCGAUCCAGAAUCGAUGUGAGAUAGUGUGUGUUGAUCAUGUGCUAUAAAUAGAAGCGUACAAUGAAGUGCACGUGUAGAACUACUCUCUCUAUAGAAAUAUUAAUAGUAUUUUCAUUAUGAACACCUUAUUUUUGUAUUCAAUAUGGAUUUUUACAAUAUUAACGUCGAUAAAAUGUAAAGUGAAAGAUAAACCACCUGAUAUAUCAGAUCAAUAUCGUAAUUGGGACAUAAAUGAUAAUCCUGAAGUACAAAGUUCCAUACGAGUAGAGUUAUUAGAUAACAAUAUAUAUAGACGUUCAGUUAGUUCUAAAUACGAUAUCUCAUUAAAAUUUUCUCUCUCAUCGAAACCUGUGAUAUUAAAAUUACAACAAAAUGCUCAACUGAAUUCCAGAAUUCCAGUGUACGUUUUUGCACAAAAUGGCUCAAUAAUAAGAGAAGAUUUACACACAGAUUUACACGAUGUGAAUUAUUAUUACGACACCUCCAAUGGAGCCUCGUUCUACAUUGAAUCUAUCGAUGGCUUAAGGAGUCAUAUGUAUGGUACAUUCCACUUAGAAAAUGAGGAAUACAUCUUAGAGUUUAAAAACAAUAAUUCUUUUGUGACACAUAAGGAGUCUCAACAGCCAAAGAGUAUCUAUCAUUUUAAGAUAUGGAAAACGCCGUCACUGAAACAUAAAAAUCUGAAAGACCCAAUAUACACAAAUAUUGAGAAAACCUUUCCAGAGCACCGCAGAAAGAAACGAGCACCUUCUUACAACGUAGAAGUACUAUUUGUAGUGGAUUAUUCCAUAUAUAAACAUUGGUAUGACAAAAAUAGAGGAUCCAGCGCUAAGGCUAUCCAUUCAAUACGUCAGAUAUAUGCCUUUGUUGUCAAUGGAAUGGAUGGUAGAUACAAAUCUAUGUCAUCUAACUUUAUUGGCAUUGUUUUCGCCGGACUGAUCGUUUCAAAGACGCCAUCGGAAUCAGAAUGGACGGAAUCAUUAAAACAGACACACGAGACCCCAAAUUUAGUGAAUGCACACAAGGCAUUGGAAAAGUUCCAAAAAUGGGUACAGAAGCAAACCGAUCUACCAUCAAAUGACCAUGUGAUGUUAUUAACCAGAUAUAGUCUGUCUAGUCUUCAGUCCUCAUCUCUGCAAGGUUAUGCCUACGUCGGGGCCAUAUGUUCACAAUCUAGUCAGUCUAUAAUGGAGGAGAGUGACGACUAUAGUAUGAUUACAGUAGCUGCUCAUGAACUUGGCCAUAGUCUUGGUGCUAGUCAUGACGGAGAGGGGAAUUCCUGUCGACUAGAUGCUUACUUUAUAAUGGCUGCCACAAAUCAACCAAGUAUGGGAAAUCCUAACCCCUGGAGAUUUUCAUCUUGUUCUGUAGACUACUUUCAUCAAACGAUUCGUCGACUUGAUUCGAAAAGGAAAAACUGUUUAACGUCUUUUGGACCUCAAUACAACCCUAAUGAAAUAGUGCCAUAUUUGUCGAAGUUACCAGGAGAGCUAUACACAGCGGAUGAGCAAUGCCAGAGUAGAAAUGGGGACAAGUCAUCGUUAUGUAGGGAACAAUACAAGGGUGAUUACAGACAGAUGUGCGGAUUGAUGUGGUGUCGUGAUGAUAAAACUCAAGGAUGCAAUAGUAUGGUGCCAGCUGAUGGGACACUAUGUGACAGCAAACAUUGGUGCAGGAAUGGUGUAUGUACUUACUCAAGUGCAGCAGCUUCAACACCAGCAAGGUGUGCUCAUGGUGAUUUUGUGGGUUCUAUGGAUCAUCUUGGUAACACAUGUCCACAAAUUGUGGCGAAGGACAAAACAGAAUGCUACAGAGACAGAAUUGGAAUAUCAUGUUGUGCAUCGUGUGCUAAAGUGUCAUCCGGAGUUACAGAAACAAUUACAAGAAAGCGUCCUAGGUAUCGACGAACCACUGUCAAACAAAAUUACUUGCCGCCAACGACACCUUUAAAGGGUUUAAUCUUGACAACAACAGAAUAUAACAAGGGGUGCUUAUACGGAGACAGAAUACCUUCUUCACUUUGCAACAAAACCGCCUGUCCUUACUACACAAAAGAUGAGCUAAGUCAUUGCUGUAAGACAUGUUCUGCAUAUUUUAAUGUUCCAGAUCCAAAAAGCCUUCCAACAGAAUCAGAUGGUACUACAGAGAUACUUAUAGGAGUAUCAGUUGCCAUCGUGAUAAUAGCUGUUAUUUGUGGAAUUUAUAUAAACAGGAGAGGAGGUUACUCUGGUGCAAGACAUAAAAUUCCAUUAAAAGGGAGAUCAGUUCAGGAGACACAUUCAAGGCCAUCUAAACCUCCUCUUCGAAAGCCUUUAUCUUCAAUUUCUAAUGGGGAUCAAAAUAGUAAUUCCACGAAGCAUCUUAUCUCUCUUCCGACUUUAAAUAGCCAUACAAAUGUAAAUUUGAAAUCAAAUCUUCAUAAGUCUGCUUCUGGCAACAAAAGUGAUAGUCGUACUGUGAAUGGAAAUGUUAAAACAUCAGAACUUCGACCACCGUCGAAAUUUAGUGCCAAAAACAAUUCAGAACAAUCUUGUUUACAGAACCGAAACCCUAUAAAUAAACAAAAAAGGGAUCAAAAUCUGAAGAAACCAAAAACUUCAUUAUCUGAAGAUAGUAUAUUGCUUUCUCCAAAACAUAAACAGAACAAUAUAGACAAAACUGAAUUAAAGUCUGAAAUUUCUAUCAAAGACAGAAUUGCUGCCUUGAGUGGUAAUGCUGAAAGUUCAAAUGCACGUGCCGACUGCGUUCCAAAAAUUAAGGUUAAUUUAAGCAACGACCGACCCAAAACAAAUGCAAAACCAAAGACAGUUUUUACAAAAUCUGAACCUGAAGAUACAAAAAUAGAUAACAAAUUUAAUAAAACGCCAUUGCGUCCUCCGGGGAGAAGUGGAGUCGAAAAGUCACCUUCACAUUUGACUCAAAAGGGAGAUACAGAUUUUGUCACCAAAUCAGGUAAAUUCCAAUCACGACCGCCAUUCGGAAAAACUGGUGGAGCUUACGAGAGUUCUGAUGGUAGUUCUGGAAAAACGUCUGUAGACUGCAAUGAACCUUCCCAAGUACCGCAAUAUAAACCGAUCGUUUAUGGAAAACAGAAAAGUAAUACAAAAAAUGUAAAUGCAUAAUUACAUGUGGUUUAAUUUAUUUAUUUAUUAUCUUGAAUUCUGUUAUUAUUUUAUACCGAUAUUCAAGAAACAAGAAUUUGAACUUU